Messenger RNA from Drosophila grimshawi, 1232 nucleotides. RefSeq names its product procathepsin L. The coding region runs from base 1 to 1032 and encodes 343 amino acids. Gene Ontology annotation, molecular function: cysteine-type endopeptidase activity. Lineage: Eukaryota; Metazoa; Arthropoda; Insecta; Diptera; Drosophilidae. The record is from RefSeq and is a predicted model, not a curated record. Gene Ontology annotation, cellular component: lysosome. The transcript has 6 exons.
AUGAGGAUUUGGUCGCGACUGCGGUGGAUGGCCGUCAUCACCGUGGCCCAGAGACCAGAGAUUAAUGUUAAUUUAAUUAAAUGCCAACAAAACGAAUUAAGACCAAUAAACAAUGAACAGUUUGAAAAUUUUAAGAAAAUAAACAACAAAAGCUAUAUGCGUUUACAUGAUGAAAUACGCAGCUAUAAAUCCUUUGAAGAAAACAUAAGAAUUGUCAACGAACACAAUAAAUUUUACGAAACUGGAAAGAGCAGCUUUAGAUUAUCAACAAACACAAUGGCAGAUAUGAACACCGAUUCUUAUCUGCAAGGUUUUUUACGUUUACUGCGGAGCCCACCGAAUUCUACUACGGAUAAUAUUGCUGAUAUUGUAGGAUCUCCGUUAAUGAAUAAUGUUCCUGAGAGUUUUGACUGGCGUAAAAAAGGCUUUAAUACUCCACCGUAUAAUCAACAGAGCUGUGGCUCCUGUUAUGCAUUCAGUGUAGCUCAGAGUAUCGAAGGACAAGUUUUCAAGCGCACCGGAAAAUUACUGGCACUUAGUGAACAACAGAUUGUCGAUUGCAGUGUAUCUCAUGGUAACCAUGGUUGCAUAGGCGGUUCAUUGCGAAACACCCUGACGUAUCUACAGGCCACCGGUGGUCUCAUGAGAUCACUUGACUACAAAUAUGCGGCAAAGAAAGGAGACUGUCAGUUUGUCAAGGAACUGGCCGUGGUCAAUGUGACCUCCUGGGCGAUUUUACCCGCAAAUGAUGAGAACGCCAUUCAAGCAGCUGUGGUUCACGUUGGUCCAGUUGCCGUUUCCAUCAAUGCAACUCCAAAAACAUUUCAAUUAUAUAGUGCCGGAAUUUAUGACGACGUUGCCUGUAGUUCAACUUCUGUAAAUCAUGCUAUGCUCUUGAUUGGAUUUGACAAAGACUUUUGGAUUCUGAAGAACUGGUGGGGAGAAUUAUGGGGUGAAUCCGGUUUUAUGAGAAUACGCAAGGGUAUCAACUUAUGUGGGAUCGCAAACUAUGCAGCUUAUGCCAUUGUAUAAUAAUCUUAAUUUGUGUUAAAGCUGCAAUUAUAUUGAUUAAUUGUAUUUAGAAUGCUUUGCAGUAAAAAAAGGAUUUCUAAGCAUAUUUACAUGAUAUGUAAAUACGUAUGCGUAAUAAGUCUCACAUAUACAAUAAUGUAUAAAAUCAUAUUAUAUGUGUAAUAUAAACACGAGAAAAUGUAUUAACACGCUGCCUCGAC